Candidozyma auris is the source of this 2403-nucleotide messenger RNA. Its product is annotated as ubiquitin-protein ligase TUL1. NCBI's taxonomy places the organism in Eukaryota, Fungi, Ascomycota, Pichiomycetes, Serinales, Metschnikowiaceae. The transcript has a single exon. The record is from RefSeq and is a predicted model, not a curated record. Bases 1 to 2403 code for a protein of 800 amino acids. Gene Ontology annotation, molecular function: zinc ion binding.
AUGGCUGAUCGACAAACGAUCAUCUUUAUCAUCAUCAUGGUGAUCUUCUUCACCUUGCCUCCUGGAUCAGAACAGCCAUUGGCGUCAGAGGACAGAGAAGUUCUACAGAAGUUCAAGUCAACUCUCGUUCAUAGCCGACAGCAGGUGUUUGAUUCGCAAUACUGGCUCGGCUACGGUAAUUUGACCGGUCUCAAGCUCUCGUACCAGGAUAAUAUUGAGCACAAGAAUAUUCUGUUAUGGCCUUUUCGUUCGUACUCUCAGGAGAACCCCUGGAGAGAGCGUGAACGGGAUAGUAUUCUACCUAAUGUGUUGAGUGACAGAAUCAAGGAAAACUGGGGGAAUGAUCCGAUGAUAACUGAUAGCGAUAAGGCUUACCCACUAAAUAUUUCAUCACAGAUUUAUGGCAAUUUUGAGGUAGUGAAGUUGAAAGAAUCUUUGAAGCCUAUAUACAUGAGACUACCGAGAUAUUUGAAGGACUACUAUUUGCUUUACAAGCAAGAGAAAUACGAGGAGGAGAAGCAAAGAUACGAGCUGGACCCGGAAUCUAACUCUCCCCCGCAGGAAAUUGAUAGUGGCCGUAAAGAGAAGGCAGGCAACUUUACAGGGCUCGAUGAGGGAAAGGUCGAGCUUGAAUUUCAUUCAUUAGGAUAUAAUUUUAUGAACCCAGAACUUCAGGAUUUUGUUAAACAAACUCCUAAGUCACUCGUCGAUGAUGCUGUCAUUGUGACAAUAAACAUGAACUUGAAGGAUAUUCCUGAAACUCGAGACGAUGAGUUCAAACUAUUGGGUAUCUACUUUCAGACUACCGGUGCACUCGUCGCAUCCACAAAGUCAGCAAAGUUUCAGGGUGGGCAUGCACUUCCACACUUCACUAUGAAUGAGAAGAACUUUAACGUAUCGAAGAUAUUGAUGAGCCAGAUCUUCAAUGUGACGGACAUCGAGCAGGAAGUCUCAAUUGAUGAUAUGAAUAAUGCAAUCGAAAGAUCCCAAGACCAUUGCGAGUACAUUUCGUAUUUCCAACUAGACAGAACCGAGUACACCAGAGAUCAACUCAGAGCCAUUGAUGAUGAAUUAGCCUUGCCUCAAGGUGCUCCGAUACCGAAGAGAUUACCUAAUGUGGAGGUUUCCCAUGCAUAUAUCUAUUCGCCAGAUUGUGGAGUGCUACUAGAGAAUCAAAAAGCUGACACUCUUGGUGGCAUACGCAUAGAGAUUUCUAAAGCUAGAGUUCGACAAAUGGCAAUUGGUGUUUUAAUAUUGGCAGCAGUAGAGCUCAAUCUCCUAUUGAGGCAAAUGAAACGUUGCAGAAGUCCUGGUCAACUUUCGAACGUGUCCUCCGUAACUGUUUCCAUGUUAGGCUUCUGGAUGCUGGUAACAAUCGUUUACUUUUUGUUGAGAUCUUUGCAACAGAGUGAACUUUACUUGAUAUUGACAUGCGUUUCAGUGCUUGCAUCUCUACUUUGUCUAAACCAAAUGAGACUAUUGGUGAGUGUAUUCACUGCUCAGGAAAAUGAGAGAGGAUCCAACUGGUGGGAAAUCUUACGUGGGUCUCAGACAAAUUCGGGGACAGCUGCAGCGAACGACCGAACUCCACAGGCCGAGGUAGCACCAAACGUUACUGUCGUAGGCACGACACCUCCUCCCACAACACAGACUGCAAACACAGUUCAGCAGCUUUCAGAUGAAGCUCGUUACCCGAAUAUGAUUUUCUUUAUUGGUUUCACUCUAACAUGCAUAGCUAUGAUGAUGUUAUCCGGUAUCAUCACAUGGAGAAUCACAUACAGAAGAGCAGCUGAGUACGUGAUACUUCUUUUCAUGAAUUCGUACUGGAUCCCACAAUUUUUCCGCAGUACGCUAAAGAACAGAGUACGUGUGUUUCUGUGGGAGUAUGCCAUUGGCACAUCGCUUGUACGCUACAUACCCGUUUUGUACUUGUGUCUCGACCACAACAACGCAGUUCGCCAUCAUCAUGAUCCUGUGAUGGCUACAGUUGUGUUUUGCUGGCUCUUCACACAGCUUUUCUUCUUGUAUUUGCAAGACUGUUUGGGCGCAAGAUUUUGGGUUAAAGAAAACUGGUUACCAGAGCAGUAUAACUAUCACCCGAUCAUAAGCAUCAAAGAUUUGGAGAGUGGGUUCUCUCUGGAUAUAUUGGCUAAUAUGAGGCCUCAGUCAGCGGACAAGGACAUGGCUAUUUGCGAUAUAGACUGUGCAAUCUGUAUGUCCACACUACAAGUGCCGGUGCUGUCCGGAGAGUUAACAGGCGCUUUGAAAAAAGAUAUUGACGGUAUGAUGAAGGAGGUGAUGGUCACGCCAUGCCGUCACAUAUUCCAUGUUAAGUGUCUAGAGGACUGGAUGGUGUACAAGCUCCAGUGCCCGGUGUGCCGUUCUGCGUUGCCACCUGUCUAA